AUGCCAUUUUUCUACAACAAGACUGGGACAGAAGUCAAGCGCAUGGACAGCACAGGCAAGAAAUUUCAGCUACUGCUGCUCAUAGCGCUGCUGGCGCAUCUGGCGCGUGAAGCAGGGGGCGUGGCCACCUGUUGCGCUCGAGGGUCCAGGUCUUGUAAACUCUACGACCUGUUAUGCCGCGCUGGACUCAGAAACGACACUUAUUUCACCCGUUUUAACAACGACGCCGCUGCCGGCAUUCUUACACUCGGUAAACGCAAGGUGGGCGAGAGACGCGUCCAAGACCGCCUGCAGCAGCUCCUGCACGGUUCGCGGAAUCAAGCGGCGGGAAUCCUGACUAUGGGAAAGAGGUUCGGGGAGUACGAGCACAGGUCGCUCGUGCACGCCGGAGUGACGGCGAGCACGCCCGUGAGCCUCGGACUGGAGCGCCCUCUGAAAUAUCUGACGCCCACGGUACAAGAAGACGCAGUAUUUAUGGACGCAGAUAAAAAACGAUGACUCUUGUCGGGGUUUUCACCAAAAUGACCUGUCUCAUAUGUGAAAUAGACAUGUGAUUAGUUUUCUCAAAAAAAAUAACUCAAUUGAUAACGUUGGGCAUUUCAUUAUAUUCAUGGAGAGGGCAGUAACAUUAUCUUAGUUUAUAAAAAGUAACUGGUAUGUUUCAGUUGUGUAGUGUCUUAUGUGUUCAGCAGAUGGCAGGCGAUGUUAAUAUAGUAAAAUUACAUUGACCUAGUAAU
This is a messenger RNA of Triplophysa dalaica, 737 nucleotides long. RefSeq names its product hypocretin (orexin) neuropeptide precursor (gene hcrt). NCBI's taxonomy places the organism in Eukaryota, Metazoa, Chordata, Actinopteri, Cypriniformes, Nemacheilidae. The coding region runs from base 1 to 498 and encodes 165 amino acids. Gene Ontology annotation, biological process: neuropeptide signaling pathway; feeding behavior. The record is from RefSeq and is a predicted model, not a curated record. The transcript is spliced from 2 exons.